This is a messenger RNA of Oppiella nova, 535 nucleotides long. The record is from the annotation of a GenBank genome assembly. NCBI's taxonomy places the organism in Eukaryota, Metazoa, Arthropoda, Arachnida, Sarcoptiformes, Oppiidae.
GGAUUGCUCAAUAUGGACAACAGCACCGGUAUUCACUCACCCGUCUCUCACCUCAACCUCAACCUCAACAGACCCGCUAUGGACGACUCUAAACCGAGCGAUCAAAAGAAGAGUUUACUCCAGCAGUUGCUGUCGGAGCCGUCAUAACCCUGAAAGUGGACAUACAUUUCAAUUUCUCAUCCAAUUGUUUCAUAUAUUAACCAUUAAUUUAAGACAUAAAUCGCGACACGAAAUGACUACCAGAGACACCCGACCGACAGACAGACCUCAAUAUUAUUGUUGAUAAUUGUUGAUUGAAAGCAUAAUAUCGUGUUUUUCCGACCGAUUGAAUGAAAGAUUGAUAUUUUUCUCGCCGAAAGUAUGACCGGAAAAAGACUCAUAUAUUUUGCUGAAGACUAUAUACACUGACGCGAAGACAAAUAUCGUUAUUAUUUAUAUCAUACUUUACACCACCAUUUCAAUUGAUUCAAACAAUACGAGUUCAAAAUAUAUACACAAUAUAUUCAAAAGCCGUGACUUAUUAUUGUAUUCAAAU